Molecule: messenger RNA, 3291 nt
Organism: Nerophis ophidion (straightnose pipefish)
Lineage: Eukaryota; Metazoa; Chordata; Actinopteri; Syngnathiformes; Syngnathidae
Product: RNA-binding protein 25-like
Exons: 18
Coding region: 224-2998 (924 amino acids)
Biological process (GO): regulation of alternative mRNA splicing, via spliceosome; mRNA processing
Cellular component (GO): spliceosomal complex
Molecular function (GO): mRNA binding
Source: RefSeq, a predicted model, not a curated record
CGCCCACCUGCCGUCUUACUUCCCAUGAUCCUCUGCGGGAAGAAUAGGUUCUAUUUUCUGUGUUCCUGAAAAGUACCGGCGUCAUUGCAACGAUAAUUAAUACUUCUACGCCGCUAUCGUCCCUUGUCUUUAAUGGGCCGCUGUUCGGGUUAACGUCAACUACCCCCCCGGCAUUGUCUUUUAAAACCCACCGCCCUUUGGAGGUUGCUGUCGUCCCUGCACCAUGUCGUUCCCACCUCCGCUCAACCGCCAGCCGUUGAGCAUCCCACAGCUCCCCCCCGGGCUCCCGCCGCUGCCCCCCGGCAUUCCGCAGCUGCCCCCCGGCAUCCCGCCGCCCCAGUUCGGAAGCUUCGGCCCGGCUGUCCCACCAGGUACUCCCAUGAUACCAGUUCACAUGGGUGUCAUGACUCCCACUUCCACAGUUCUUGUCCCAACCACAGUCUCUAUUGCACAGAAACCCAUGAUCACAAAGAGAGAGUACAUCGGCAUCCGAACCAGGGAGGCCGAGGACGGCCCCACCACCACCGUGUUUGUGGGCAACAUCUCCGAAAAGGCGUCAGACAUGCUGAUAAGACAGCUGCUGGCCAAAUGUGGCGUUGUUCUCAGCUGGAAGAGAGUCCAAGGUGCCUCUGGGAAACUUCAAGCAUUUGGCUUCUGUGAGUACAAGGAGCCAGAAUCCACACUGCGAGCUCUGCGAUUGCUGCACGAGUUGGUUUUAGGCGACAAGAAACUGCUAGUCAAAGUGGACGCAAAGACCGAGGCCCAGUUAGAAGAGUGGAAGGCCAAGAAGAAGAGUACCAACGGCGGAGCAAGUGGCGAGUCAAAGGAUGAAGACGAGGUUCUGGACGAGGAGACCCUGUAUCGGGACCAAGCCGCAAACGGAGCAAUAGAGGUCCUCAUCAGAGAGUACUCAAGCGAGCUCAACGCAAGCUCGCUGGACUCUGAUGCUCAAUCUCGCAAGAAAAGGAGGGACAGGAAAGAGGAGGAGGACAUCAACGCCAUGGAACUGGAGGACGACAAGAGGGACUUGAUUUCCAGAGAGAUCAGUAAAUUCCGCGACACACACAAGAAAUUGGAGGAAGAGAAAGGAAAGAAAGAGAAGGAGCGGCAGGACCUGGACAUUGUGCGCAAGGAGAAGGACAAAGAGCGGGAGCGCGAAAGGGAGCGCCGCGACCGCGAGAAAGAGAAGGAGCGAGAGCGGGACAAGGAGCGAGAGCGAGACAGAGAGCGGGACCGUGAGAGAGAACGGGAACGCGAGCGAGAGCGGGAACGCGAGCGAGAGCGGGACCGCGAGCGCGAACGGGAGAGGGAGAGGACGAAGGAGCGGGAGAGGGAUAAGAGCCGAGACAUCAGCCAAGGAAGAAGUCACUCGAGAGAGAGGCCAAGGGAGAACAAAAAGCGAGACCGAGACGAGGAUGAGGAGGAAAUGUACGAGCGCAGGAGACUGGAGAGGAGACUCCGAGACAAGGAGGACGCAUACCAGGAGCGACUGAAAAACUGGGAGAUGCGGGAGAGGAAGAAGUCCCGCGACUACAGCAGGGACAGGGAGCGGGAAGAGGAGCGCUGUCGUGAAACGAUAAAAGAAGCCAAAAGACUAAAAGAAUUCCUGGAGGACUAUGACGACGAGCGAGACGAUCCCAAAUACUACAGGGGCAGCUCUCUGCAGAAGCGACUGAGAGACCGAGAAAAGGAAUCAGAAAUGGACGACCGAGACCGAAAGAGGGAAAAGGAGGAGCUGGAGGAGAUUCGACAGAGGCUUCUGGAUGAGGGUCACCCAGACCCUGACGCUGAGCUGCAGAGGUUGGAGGAGGAGGCGGAGCGCAAACGAAGGCCUCCUCCGAAGUUGGAGCCUGAGGUGAAGGUCAAGCAGGAGAAGUCCCACCGGGAUCGGGACAAAAGAGGAUCUGCAAAACCCGUGGAGCCGGCGCCUCGAGAGCGACAGCACCAAGAGCGGCAGCACCAGGAGCGGCAGCACCAGGAGCGGCAGCACCAAGAGCGACAGCACCAAGAGCGACAGCACCAAGAGCGACAGCACCAAGAGCGACAGCACCAAGAGCGACAGCAGCAAGAGCGACAGCAGCAAGAGCGACAGCACCUAGAGCGACAGCACCUAGAGCGACAGCACCAAGAGCGACAUCACCAAGAGCGACAGCACCACUUGGACGAGGAGGUAGUUGAGCGGAGGCAGGAGGAGGAAAUGGUGGUGGAUGAGGAGAUGGAGGAGGAACAGCAUGUCGCCCACAAUGGUGGGGAUUCGCCAGAGACUAAGCUGCUCCUCAAACCCCUCAUGCGACCAAUCAAUACCGCUCCCUCUGUGUCCUCUGCCAGCGGGAAUGCAACCCCAAACACACCUGGCAACGACUCCCCCCACGGCAUCAUCAUUCCAGGCGAGAACACGCCUGAGGUGCAACCUCUCGAGGAGCACCGGCCCAAGAUUGGCCUUAGUCUGAAACUGAAUUCCACCAACAGCCCGAGCCAGCUCAACGCUGUCAAGCGGAAGAAGCUGUCCGCCGGGGAGAGCGUUUUCAACAAGUUUGACGAGGAGGAGGCGGACGAGCAGCCUCGCAAGAGGAAGCUGGUCCCCCUCGACUACGGCGACGACGACAAGAACCUGGGCCUGGACGGGGCGGAUAUCUCGGGGGGCAAGGGCGGCGGCACCGAAGAGAAGCGCAAGAACAUCAGGAGCCUUAUAGAGAAGAUCCCCACCGCCAGGCCGGAGCUUUUCUCUUACCCUCUAGACUGGUCCAUGGUGGAUUCGACUCUGAUGGAUCGACGCAUCAAACCGUGGAUCAAUAAGAAGAUUAUUGAAUACAUCGGGGAAGAGGAAGCCACGCUAGUCGAGUUUGUUUGUUCAAAGGUGAUGGCGCACAGCACUCCUCAGGGUAUUCUUGAUGACGUCGCCAUGGUCCUGGACGAGGAGGCGGAAGUCUUCAUCGUUAAAAUGUGGCGGCUGCUAAUAUACGAAACCGAGGCCAAGAAGAUUGGAUUGGCGAAGUAAAGUGUAGACGUACUCUACGAGCCGCUUUUUCGCUCACAGUCCGGAAAGCUUGCCAACGUUGGGCCUUAGACUCCUUCCACUUUUGUCAGCGAGCAGCCGCCGGUGUGGGCUGGGCAGCGGAGUGUGAUCUGUGAACACUUGUUUGCCACGCCACAUUGCAUGGGGAGACUUACGUUGUAUUUUUGUUGAGGUUCUGAGAGGAAAUUGUAUUUUACCUUCUGUUCUCCAAUCAUUCAGCCACGUUGAAGCCCCGCUCAACUGUGUGACCUAAUAAAUAAGCUUUUUUAAGAAAA